AUGACAGCUGGAACUGUAGUGAUCACAGGAGGAAUCCUAGCGUCUGUAAUACUACUUUGUAUUAUUGGAGUACUAUGUUACUGCAGGCUUCAGUAUUACUGCUGUAAAAAAGAUGAGCUACAUGGUGAGGCAGAAGAGGAUCCAGCUCACCAACCUCACUCCCACUUUCCCUGCCAUGACUGCUCUUCUGCCCAUCUUGAUGGAGUGUUUCCUCCAUAUGUGGCACCAGCUUACUCUCCAUAUGGCUCUCCUUAUAUCAUUCGGACUGCAGAUACCAUGUGCAAUGGAAGAGAAAGAGAUUCCUUCACUCCAACUCACUAUGCAGAGGCUGGACCUUUACUUGUGAUGGGCACUCCAAAUCUUUCUAGAGGGCUACAUGCUCUCAGUACCCAAGUAUGA
This is a messenger RNA of Staurois parvus, 399 nucleotides long. The record is from the annotation of a GenBank genome assembly. NCBI's taxonomy places the organism in Eukaryota, Metazoa, Chordata, Amphibia, Anura, Ranidae.